Trichobilharzia szidati is the source of this 1729-nucleotide messenger RNA. The record is from the annotation of a GenBank genome assembly. Lineage: Eukaryota; Metazoa; Platyhelminthes; Trematoda; Strigeidida; Schistosomatidae.
ACGGAAGUUAAAUCUGACUUCACAGGUUGGAUGUUCUAGUGAUAUCGGGGGAAAUUCUGGAGUUGUGUAUUUCAUGAAUGAAUCAUCUGAUAUUUCCAAUAUCAUUAAUUCUGACACAAAGACAUCUUUUAUAAUUGUCUUGGACAUUAAUCAGUUUGUAAACUCUACCUUGAUGCUGUAUUUGCGUUCAAUACAAAACAUAAACGGACUUGUUGUUUUUUCCAACAAUGACGACAACUUUGAAAAUUAUGCUUUCUCAGAAUCCACAAAAUGCCCAAAUAGCCAGUAUAGUGCAUACCCAUGGGAUAAGCAAUGCAAUAUUGGUUCAGACUGGAACCCAGCGGGAUCAGGAUAUUCAGACAUUGAUUGGCCUUUCCCUGUCGUUUAUGUCGCUGAUGUCAAUAGCACUAUUAAGAAUGCAAUUCAUGAAUGUUACUCCAAAUUUAACCUAGCACCUUCCGAUGAUACAAGGUGCUCAAUUGAAAUAAGUAAUCCUAUGUCAGCCGUGGGAUCAUCUGAAACUUGCUUUCGCCGUCAGUAUCUUAUGUCGCUUCACAUUUCAGAGGCUACCGAGAUUUUCUGUGAUGAGCUUACGGGACUUAACAUUAUUCUUGCAGCGACUAAUUCUACCAACUACUUGAACCAUACUGGGAUGAAUCUCGAUACUAGAAGUCGGCGUGAAAAUUCCACUCUUUUUGUACUGUCUCGAAUGGACUCUCGCAGCAUGUUUGAACGCAGUGGAUUCUCAAAUCAAGGUGUUCUCCCAAGUAUAGCUGUCUUAAUUUCAGUAGCUGCGCAUCUGACGGGACAGAACCUAAAAGAUUCAGACUUGGAAAAAGAUUUAUUCUUUGGAUUUCUUGACAAUGAAGCAUAUGAUUUUAUGGGAUCAUACAGACUUUCAUAUGAUUUGAUUGCCGGAAAUAUUGCUCGUUAUUCUGACAGUCCUGUAAUGUGGAACAGUCUUUAUGGUAUCAUAGAGUUGGGCGAAAUUGGACUGUCUCAAUAUCAUAACGGUGCUCCUACAAUUUACAUGUUGACGGAUGCUGAAACUUGCAACCAGACGCAAAACGUUACAAAUUUUCUGCUAAAUCAUCUGACUGCUGCAAGUGCGACAGGUGGGAAGGUUAACCUAGAGCGACCUUCAGAUAUGUUACAGGAGCUACCUCUACCACCUACAGCGUCAAUGCAAGCCCUUCUCAAAACUUCUCCAUAUCCACUCCCCCAUGUUCUCUUGAGUGAUCAUGCUGGUCCACCGAUUUUGAAUAAACAUUUCGAAAGCUUUCUGGACACAUCAUGGCCUCCAAUGGAUAAUCCUGCUGCCGACUCAACUCUUCUGGAUUUGGCCAACACCUUAGCAGAUGCUUUACAUAGAAUUAUUACUGCAAAUCAUACACCUAUGCCUUCCAGCAUAACUUAUCCGAAGCCUAGUGACAUUAUGUAUUGUUUUACGAAAAACCCGCAGUGUGAUCUCUUCAAAAAGUACCUUAGUCCUGAAGAUUUCCAGUUCUUAAAAAUGUUAAGAACACCAGUAUCUGCACAAAGCUACCUACCCCUCGGUCGACAUGAAAUAAAGGUAUCACAUUUGGUCAGUAUCUUGUUAAUGGGCCUAACUGGUAAGCGAACUUCAAGUCCUACUUGUCCACCUCCUGAAGAAAGAGGUCCUUUUACAUACUGGAUGGGAUAUUUCCGAGAGUCAAAGCCUCCAAUACUUGCUAUAUUCAAAAGUUAA